This is a messenger RNA of Oncorhynchus keta (chum salmon), 1456 nucleotides long. Its product is annotated as homeobox protein Hox-C4a-like. Gene Ontology annotation, biological process: regulation of transcription by RNA polymerase II; embryonic skeletal system morphogenesis; anterior/posterior pattern specification. The transcript has 2 exons. Gene Ontology annotation, cellular component: nucleus. Gene Ontology annotation, molecular function: DNA-binding transcription factor activity, RNA polymerase II-specific; RNA polymerase II cis-regulatory region sequence-specific DNA binding. Lineage: Eukaryota; Metazoa; Chordata; Actinopteri; Salmoniformes; Salmonidae. The coding region runs from base 24 to 848 and encodes 274 amino acids. The record is from RefSeq and is a predicted model, not a curated record.
AUAAUUUUUCACUCCAGAAAUUAAUGAUCAUGAGCUCGUAUUUGAUGGACUCUAACUACAUCGAUCCGAAAUUUCCUCCUUGUGAGGAAUAUUCACAAAAUAGCUACAUCCCAGAACACAGCCCUGAAUACUACAGCCGCAUGAGAGACACUGUCUACCAGCAUCACCACCAGGAGUUGUAUCCUCCGCGAGUGACCUACCAGGAGCGCCCGUAUAACUGUGUAAGCAUCCCCGAGCCCGAGCCCCAGACUGGUCAUGGGCUUACACACUCGGGGAAUCUUCUCGCGGGGAAGGCACAGACAGCUCCACGUGAGCCCUUGCCACCGUUACCCACAUCCCCUACGACCCCACCGACUGCGCCGCCUACCUGCAUCCAAGCCACCCCGGAGCAUCCCAUCAGCUCUACCUCGUCUAAGCAGCCUGUAGUGUACCCAUGGAUGAAGAAAAUCCACGUCAGUACGGCGAAUCCCAAUUACAAUGGAGCAGACGCAAAGCGGUCCAGAACAGCUUACACUCGCCAGCAGGUCUUAGAACUGGAGAAGGAGUUUCACUAUAACCGCUACCUAACUCGGCGAAGACGCAUCGAGAUUGCCCACACCCUGGUUCUCUCCGAGCGCCAGAUCAAAAUUUGGUUUCAGAACCGAAGGAUGAAGUGGAAAAAAGACCAUAGGCUACCCAACACGAAAGUGAGAUCCUCCUCCAACACUAGCGUUAUCUCCGGGUCCAACACAGCGUCAACAACAGCCAGCACUCUCCAGCGUGCGGUGGUCUCCAACACUGUGCCAGCUUCGGAGGAACUCUCUCGAGUGUCCGUAGUCGAAAGAAACCAGGAUAUUACAAGGUUAUAGACAAACAAUAAUAUCUAACAAAUAGGAAGAAAAAACAACGGAUUAUUUAUACAAAAAAUACAUAUUAUUUUUUAUAUAUUUGUUCCUCGUAGUGUUCUUGUGCGUAAACGGGGUUUUCCUCUAAGUCCACAGUUAUUCACGAUUGCAUGUUACAUAGCAUGGAUUACUGUAGAUAUCAAUGCAUUAUUACGGUUAUCAGGGUUAAUUUAUUUAUGAUAGAAAUUGUUACAUUUUUUUGUAAAACAUUUUUGACAACAAUAAUGGACAUUAUCAAUGAAUUUGAAUGUCAAUAGAUCUACAUGCACAAUAGUUUUAUUUAUUCUCUGAAAAAGAAUGGUAGGGUAAUUUAUUUAUUUUUUAAUCUCAGAAGUGACAGUAACAAUAGCAAGUAUACGUACUAUUAAAACAAUAUAUUGCAAUAGCCUACAUGUGAAUCAGUGAAAUGUUGUGAAUUAUUUUUCAGCACAACCUCUUAUCAGGAAAAGUCAAUCUUAGGUAAUGAGUGUAGUGUGUUUUGUGAUGACUUUUCUGUGAUUUAGUUUUAUUUUGAAUUGAUCAGAUGCAACAAAAUACGUAUUUGUGAUGAUCGCAGUGGUCAAUAAAACAGU